This is a messenger RNA of Phytophthora sojae, 849 nucleotides long. RefSeq lists its product as hypothetical. Bases 1 to 849 code for a protein of 282 amino acids. The record is from RefSeq and is a predicted model, not a curated record. The transcript is spliced from 4 exons. NCBI's taxonomy places the organism in Eukaryota, Oomycota, Peronosporomycetes, Peronosporales, Peronosporaceae.
AUGCCGCGCUGGAAUGAACACUGGGAGGCUGCUCUCUUUGAGCGUGCAGUAGUGCAUCCAUCGACAGGCCCGAAGCUCGGCGUCAACUACGUGCAGGCGAGUGCUCCCUCCACAACGGUUGAGCUGCAAACUGCGCCGUCGUCGUUGGUCGUCGGCCAGGACCUGGCCAAGCACGGCAUUGCUGGCGUCGUGUGGAACUGCGCGCGUGCAAUGGUGUCGUUCUUCGAGGCCGAGCCGCAGCUCGUAACGCAUCGACAUGUACUGGAGCUGGGUGCAGGCCCAGGCGCGGUGGGGCUGGCACUCGCAAGCACGGGCGACGUAUCUUCGCUGCUGCUCACGGAUCUCGAGAGCGUCUUGCCGCUGACCUGCUCAAAUGCUCGAGCUGCUGCGGCCCUACACGCUUCGGCGGCCUCACUCGCAGCCAGCGAACGUUUAGCUGUCCACGCGCUGUGCUGGGGCGAGCCUGCGGAUGCUGUCAUUGCCGGCCGGCAGGUCGACGUCGUGGUGGCUUCGGACUGCCUGUAUGAGUCAGCUUCCCACUCCGCUUUUCUUUCAACCUUGCUGGACGUGACAACCCCCUCGAAGCCCGGACAGCAGGACGAGGAGCAACCACGACAACAUCCCGUCGUGCUGCUUGCCUACAAGCAACGCCUGCCAACCAAGGAAAAGGUCUUCUUCGAGACGGCUGCCAAUCACUUCAGCAUUGCUGUCUACGCUGCAGACUCGAGUCCUUCGAGCUCCAGCAAUAACACUGGGGAUGCUAUUGAGUACAACGACGAGGCCAUUUACAUUUGCAAGCUCGAGCGUAAGGAGGGUGGCAAGACCGCGGUUGGAACACUACGACGAUGA